AUGAGCUCGAUCUCUCAGAAGCAGCCGGGUCUUCAGUCUCAAGGACAAAGCAACUCCACGCCGGCCGCUUCAAACGCCAGUUCGACAGCAAACAGCGCUGCUCGAUCCCACGCUAGCGCCACUAAGAAGUCGACCGACUCUGAAGCUGCUGCGGCACACCAUGGGAAGUCGCCUUCUACAACUCUUUCAGUAAACGGCAAAUCAUCCAUGCAGAACAACCAACCUUCCGGGGUGACCAUUGUGAAUGGCGCUCCAUCGUCUCAGGGCGGCGACCACAGCAGAAAACAAUCAGUAACCAUCAGCUCCACUGGCACCACCGGCUACCUCCCUAAUGGCGGCCCAGCUGCCGGCGCGAAUCGCAACAGCAUCCAGUUUGGCGCGGUAGACCAAGAGGGCUCUCCUGCCAUGGCUUCUUCCGUCGCUGUCCCCGCUGGCCAGGCUCAAGGCGGCCUUGGUGUUGCGCAACCUGCAAACCCUCGCGCUACUUCGCCUUCCACCUCGCCUUCGCCCAUCCCACAGCCAGCCUCCAGUGGCGGACGGCCGCCGUCGACAUAUCACUCACAAGGAAACGGACCAAACUUUGGCAGCUUCCCGGAAUCGGGAGACCCUAGACAAAUGAGACCGAACCAAGCGCCACUGGGCCCAGGACAUCAAGCCACCCAUUUACGUCGCGAAUCAUCACAAUCCGCACACAGUGACCACAUCCCUGGAGGACCAGGUGGUCCAGGUCGCGGUGGCUACCCUCACCAGGGUGGCCGUGGUCGUGCCUACUCUCAAUCUGGAUACCAAAAUCCGAUGGCCUACUCUCCUGGCCCUAAUUUCCGGUCUACACAAAACCAGCCUCGUGGAGGUUCAAAUAUGGCUCCUCAAUAUCACGGUCCCAACCAAGGACGACCUCUUGGACCAUUCCCAAAUUCUCCACACCAAGCUGCUCGUAGCCCGGCAGUACCAAACGCUCACCCGGUCACACCUCAGAUGAACCAGGUACCCAUGGCACACGCUCAGAUGCCAAAUCAGCAUUAUGGUUCUUAUAACCAACAUAUGGCACCCCAAAAUGUGAGACGCGAUUUUUCUAUGCCUUCUAAACCUUUUCGAAACCCCAAAUCAAGAUCAUAUCAAAAGGAACCCCCCAAAGCAAAGCACUCACAAGGAACCCGUACCCGACGUGAUCUUACUGCACCUGCACAAGCCUCCCAGCCUUUACCCUCUACACUACCACCCCCUCCAGUGAACAUCCCAUCUCCAAAUAUCCCGCCUCCAAUGAACUUUUUGCCCCGAUUCCCUUCCCUUAACCUUGCUCCAGAGAGUGGUCAGUUUGAACGUUAUCUAACUUUGUUGAAACCCCAGAAUUACCCACAGGGAUAUGACCCGAAUUAUUAUUAUGCUGCGUAUGGUAUGCAGCACAAUAUGUAUAUGACACCUCCUUCGCCCCAACCUCGACCCGGCAUGCCUUAUACCCCGCAGGCGCCCUAUAUGGGAAACCAAUACCAAGCUGGCGGAGUUCAACCUCCUGCACAGUCUACUCCCUUGUCGAGAAACCCUUCCCAGGUCUCUAAUGACCGACCUGGCUCGAGUCUCGGCCAAGGCCCUGCUCCAACAGGUGCUCCUACUCCUGGACAUGCUCACACUGCUAGCAGAACCUCGAACAGCCCUGCUCCUCAGAAGAACACUUUCGUCAUCCCGACGCCGAAGAAAAGUGCCAUCGUUAUCAAGGAUCCCAACAGCGGUGCUGUGAAGGUCCCCAGCUCGUGCCACCCCGUCGCCUGUGAAGAGCUCGGCUCCUACUCCCCCCCUCGCACCACCAGUGGCGCCGAACACAUCCGAUCAGACAGUAAGUCGGUCAAGACGGAUGAGGAGAAGAAGAAGGAACUUCGUGACGCAGUUCGUUUGAAGAUUGAGCAAGAGGAAGCCGAACAACGUCGCAAGGAAGAGGAUGCCAGGAAAGCUAUUGAAAACCUUUCGCUUGAAGAAAAGGUAGACGACAAGAAGGCCAAAGAAACAGCUGCCCAGCCACCCAAAGCAGAGGCAGCCCCAGCUCCCCAGCCUGCAGCAGAGAAGAAACCUGAGGAGAAGCCGGCCCCAGCUCCUGCACCCGCCGCUGAUGAUGAGAUCGACUUCGAUGCUAUUGAGCGCGAAUUGGCCGAAAUUGAGGCGAAAGAGCUUGCCGCUGAAGCCGAGUACUACAAGAGGAAACAGACCCAGAAGGAGGAAGAGGAGCGGAAGAAGAAGGAAGAAGACGAGGCUUGGGAGCGCAAUAUGAAACAGGCUGAGCGGGAAGCAGAGGCGAUCGAGGAAGCGCGCAUCAAGAAAUUGGAAGCUGGCGGCGAAGUUGACGAUUCCAAGAAGAGCUCUGAACUUUUCGCAUCACUACGCAAGGGUGGUAUCACUGCUGACGAAGGCGCCGCACCUCCAACUCCCGAUGACAGUGGCGCCGCUACACCAGUUUCCGUGUCGGACGCCUCCAUGGGACCCCCCUCCAAACCAGCCAGCGUCACCAAGCAGAAGCCUGGACCCCUCAAGCUCGAAACAAGCAAGGCUGUUGAACCACCACAGCCUAGUGCUGCCCUCAAAUCUCUGACCGGCGCGAAGUUUUUGGAAAGCCUGUCAUCCGUCACCUACCCAUCCACCAUCGUCUCUCCUAACCCUGCUCUGAACGUUAAUGCGCCAUCGGACCGCAAGUUCAAAUAUAACAAGGAAUUCUUGCUUCAGUUCCAGAAUGUCUUCAAGGAGAAGCCUACCCUGGACUGGGAUCAGCGCGUUCGUGAGACUGUUGGCGAUAGCGGUGAUUCUUCACGGCCACAAUCUGCUCGUACGCCAGGAAUGGGUGGACGUAAUACUUCUCGCCCAGGCAUCCCAUCGACCUUCAAAAUCGGCAGCUUCGUUCAUGGUGGUUUCCCUACAGCUGCAGGCACGUCUAAAGACGGCUUCCCCAACCCUGGUAGCCGUACUCCAUCAAUGGGAGGUGGACCAUUCGGCCCCUUCGGAUCUGGCCGCCCCGUCUCAAUUGGACCUGGAGGACCGGGUCGAUCUGGCUCAUCUGCGGCUAUGAAUAACAUGCCCGGAACUCCUCGAUCCCUCUCCAAGAACACCCGUACGUCUAGCAAACGCGACAAGCACGUCGGCAAAAAGGAAGAGGAUAGCAACAAGGCAAUGCCUCUCACAGCUGGCACUACUUUGAAGCCUCUCGUUGUUUCAACCGGCGGUUGGAAGCCUCGCAGUCUCGUCCAACCUUCUACUGGUCCUACUCCAGGUGGUGACAGUGGUUACCUGGCUCCUGAUGUCGUCCAGCGCAAGGUCAAGUCCAAUUUGAACAAGAUGACACCAGAGAACUUCGACCGUAUCUCUGAACAAAUUCUUACGAUUGUCUCUCAGUCCAAAGACGAGACUGACGGCCGCACUCUUCGACAAGUCAUCCAACUUACAUUUGAGAAGGCCACCGAUGAAGCCCACUGGGCUCCGAUGUACGCCAAAUUCUGCAAGCGUAUGCUUGAGAGCAUGAGCGCAGAAAUCAAGGAUGAGAGCAUCCGCGACCGAAACGGCAACGUCGUUGCUGGCGGCAGCUUGUUCCGCAAGUACCUUCUGAACCGUUGUCAAGAGGAGUUCGAGCGUGGUUGGAAGGUUAACCUGCCACCUAAACCAGAGGGUGAGACCGAAGAAGCCGUUAUGCUGUCGGAUGAGUACUAUACAGCUGCUGCCGCUAAGCGUCGUGGUCUUGGUUUGGUUAAGUUUAUUGGAGAAUUGUACAAGCUGGGCAUGUUGACGGAACGUAUUAUGCACGAAUGUGUCAAGAAACUUGUCGACUACGAGGGCAUACCUGAUGAAGCUGAAGUGGAGAGUUUGACGAGUCUCCUUCGUACUAUUGGUGCCAGUUUGGAUGUCUCCGAGAAGGGGCAUGCCAUGAUGGACGCUUACUUCGCCCGAAUCAGUAUGAUGAUGGAGACACCGAACUUGCCCAGCCGUCUCAAGUUUAUGUUACUGGAUGUCCUUGACUUGCGUUCUGCGGGCUGGAGAUCGAAGGACGGCGACAAGGGUCCUAAGACACUCAGCGAGAUUCGUGAAGAGGCUGCUCGCGCCCAGCAUGAGGCCGAAAUGGAGCGUCUCCGACAACAAGCCUCCCGGGGUGGUGGCCGCAUGCCACUUGGCCGUGGUGAUGCUCGUAACUUCUCCGGCGAUUACCGCAACCAGGCUCCUCCUCCUGAUUUUGCUUCUAGCAAGGUCGGCACUGACGAUCUCCGUCGUCUUAAGACAGCGCGCACUGCGAACCAGCCUAUGUCAUUUGGCCCCUCAAGCAUGUUUGGCUCACGUAGCAACAGUGGUCGCAAGAACCUUGGCCCUGGUGGUAACCUGGUUCGUGGCGGCGAGGACAGCGGAGCAAGCAGCCGCACAGGCACACCGCCAGCUGGAAAGAAGGAAGACAAGGAGGCAGCAUCCUCGAUCAACGCAUUCAGUGCUCUGGCCAGUCUCGAAGAUAAUAUGGCAACAUCUCCCCCGUCGAAUCCCACUUCCCCUGAGUUGACUAAGUCUCAACCGGUGAAGAAUGAAGAAGCGGCCUAG
Messenger RNA from Talaromyces proteolyticus, 4554 nucleotides. RefSeq lists its product as uncharacterized. Gene Ontology annotation, molecular function: translation initiation factor activity; mRNA binding; protein binding. The transcript has 6 exons. The coding region runs from base 1 to 4554 and encodes 1517 amino acids. Lineage: Eukaryota; Fungi; Ascomycota; Eurotiomycetes; Eurotiales; Trichocomaceae. The record is from RefSeq and is a predicted model, not a curated record. Gene Ontology annotation, cellular component: eukaryotic translation initiation factor 4F complex.